AGCCUCACAUCUCUUUAUUGGGAUCUGAAUCUUUCACAUUUUCUCUGACAAUUAAACGAGGAAAAAAAACAAAGCAGAAGAGAAAGAAGAAAAAAAGAGAGACGAAAAAUGCCUCAUGGAACUCUUGAAGUUGUUCUUGUCAGCGCCAAAGGUCUUGAAGACACAGAUUUUCUGAAUAGCAUGGAUCCUUAUGUGCAAUUCACUUGUCGGACUCAAGAUCAGAAGAGCAACAUUGCAUCAGGACAAGGCACGACUCCAGAAUGGAAUGAGACAUUUAUCUUCAAUGUCUCUGAAGGAACAACAGAGCUAAAAGCCAAAAUCUUUGACAAAGAUGUUGGCACAGAGGAUGAUCCCGUUGGUGAAGCAACCAUUCCAUUGGAGCCGGUCUUCUUGGAAGGAGAUAUCCCACCAAGUGCAUACAAUGUGGUGAAAGAUGGAGAGUUCAAAGGCGAGAUCUGGAUCGCACUAUCCUUCAAACCUUCGGAAAACCGAAGCAGGGGGGUUGAAGAGGAGUCUUAUGGAGGCUGGAAAAACUCUGAGGCAUCUUACUAAAGAGAUUAACACCAAUGUGUGGUGUUACUGUUUCAUUUGAGUCUUGGAAAAUAAAAUGUUGAGUUUCCAUUUUCAAAGACUGUUUUGUUCAGAGAGUUUCUUCUUAUUACUAUUACUCUUGUGUUCAAUUUAGAUUUUAUGAUUUAAAACUCCUGAGAUUUUGAUUCUUUUGUCAAGUACUUGAUUCAGUCU
Molecule: messenger RNA, 744 nt
Organism: Brassica oleracea var. oleracea
Lineage: Eukaryota; Viridiplantae; Streptophyta; Magnoliopsida; Brassicales; Brassicaceae
Product: C2 domain-containing protein At1g63220
Exons: 5
Coding region: 109-552 (147 amino acids)
Source: RefSeq, a predicted model, not a curated record